This is a messenger RNA of Paramecium sonneborni, 174 nucleotides long. The record is from the annotation of a GenBank genome assembly. NCBI's taxonomy places the organism in Eukaryota, Ciliophora, Oligohymenophorea, Peniculida, Parameciidae.
AAAUGCGUGAAAUCAUGAACUAAUACAUGAAGUGCAUGACUCAAUGUUGCACCAAACACAUAAGCAGUUAUUAUAAACCAAAACAAACUUAGUUAACUAAAAAGACUGAUAAAACUUAAUUGCACCAACACAAAGGUAAUACCUAACCAAGCUGAAUUUAUGUCAUUUCCAAAU